Molecule: messenger RNA, 1012 nt
Organism: Trichomycterus rosablanca
Lineage: Eukaryota; Metazoa; Chordata; Actinopteri; Siluriformes; Trichomycteridae
Gene: dlx5a
Product: distal-less homeobox 5a
Exons: 3
Coding region: 1-858 (285 amino acids)
Biological process (GO): anatomical structure formation involved in morphogenesis; embryo development; regulation of transcription by RNA polymerase II
Molecular function (GO): RNA polymerase II cis-regulatory region sequence-specific DNA binding; DNA-binding transcription factor activity, RNA polymerase II-specific
Source: RefSeq, a predicted model, not a curated record
AUGACCGGAGUAUUCGACCGAAGGAUUUCCAAUUUCAAGCCGGCAGAUUUUCAAAACGCUUUUCAGAUCUCCGCCAUGCAUCAUCCGUCUCAGGAAUCUCCUACUCUCCCCGAAUCUACAGCCACGGAUUCAGGCUACUACAGCCCUGCUGGAGGAGUCCACCACGGCUACUGCUCACCCAACUCCAGCUCUUAUGGAAAGCCUCUGAAUAGUUAUCCAUAUCAGUACCAUGGAACAAAUGGACCCGCUGUUGGAAAUUAUACUGCAAAAACGUACCCUGACUAUGGCUCAUAUCCCAAUUCUGCAUACCACCAAUAUGCUGGAUCAUACAACAGAGUGCAAUCACAGCCGAGUCCUCAAGAAAAAGAGACGAUCGAACCUGAAAUCAGAAUGGUGAAUGGAAAACCGAAGAAAGUGCGGAAACCUCGCACAAUUUAUUCGAGUUUUCAGCUGGCGGCACUGCAGAGACGCUUUCAGAACACGCAGUAUCUGGCACUGCCAGAGAGAGCCGAGCUGGCAGCAUCUCUUGGGCUCACACAGACACAGGUGAAAAUCUGGUUUCAGAACAAAAGGUCUAAGCUGAAGAAGAUCAUUAAGAAUGGAGACCUGGCGCCCCCGGAGCACAGCCCCAGUUCCAGCGACCCAAUGGCAUGUAACUCCCCUCAGUCUCCGGCUGUGUGGGACUCACAGGCUUCUUCCAGACCUCACCACCAAGCCCAAAAUAUCAACACUGCCACAUCCUCGUACAUGGAAAACAGUAGCUCUUGGUUUUCCCAGAAUGGGCCAGUGAAUUCCCAUCUUCAGCCCCCAAGUUCGUUACAGCACUCGCUGGCUCUCGGAGCAGGAACGUUGUACUGAAAAUUGUGUUAAUACUGUCGUAUCGGACUAAUGUUUUAAUUUGCUGAAGAAUAUGCAAUGUACUGAUUUGACAGGAAAAACGUGUAUAAUGUGUAAAUGUGUGCAUGUAAUUUAUUUGCAUUUGGACGACUUAUUAAAUGUUUUUUUCAAGGAC